AUGAUCGAAUAUCGUUGUGCCGGGAAUAAAGCUGGUCGAUUCGAUGUUGCGCUUCAUUUGAACUUCUCGUGGCCUUCUGAGCAGAACACUACGCAUGUGACACUUAAGCAAGAGAAGAUUUGUUCGUCACGAGAUGGACGUCGUUUGCCAGGUUUGUUCAUCAUUCUUUACGAUCACGGCAAAAAUUUCAGCUGGAAUAGAUAG
Messenger RNA from Anisakis simplex (herring worm), 204 nucleotides. The record is from the annotation of a GenBank genome assembly. Lineage: Eukaryota; Metazoa; Nematoda; Chromadorea; Rhabditida; Anisakidae.